Molecule: messenger RNA, 1287 nt
Organism: Fraxinus pennsylvanica
Lineage: Eukaryota; Viridiplantae; Streptophyta; Magnoliopsida; Lamiales; Oleaceae
Source: the annotation of a GenBank genome assembly
AUGUUAAUAAAAGAAAGCAGGAAUUCUCUUCAAAGGUUCCUCUUCUCCUCCUCACAAAAUCCCAUCUUUCCCUUCCUUCGCAACCCUUCGUCAGCCUACUCAUACAACCAAAUCCAAUCCUAUGUAGAUGUGUACAUGAAAUGGAAAAAAGACUCAUAUUAUGACUCCAUUGAUUCCGUACACAAAUCCCUUCAACUCAAACCCAUCAUCUCUCUCAAGAAUUUCUUCAUAUCAUCUUCAUCGUCACCGCAUGACAAUUAUUCAAUUCCGAUUUCUGCUGUUUCCAAGAAAGGGUCAGAUUUCGACAUACAUAUUAAGGUUGCAAGGUUCUUGAGAAAUUACCCAUCUUUUUUUGAGGAGUUUGAGGGUCCAAAGUACAAUUUGCCUUGGUUUAGGCUGACCCACAAAGCCAUUGAGCUUGAUGAGGAGGAAAAAAUGCUAUAUGCAAAAUUUAAAGCUGAUAUUUUGGAGAGAUUGAAGAAGUUUAUAUUGAUGUCUGGCAGCAAAAAGCUGCUGCCUUUGAAGGUAAUUCACACCUUGCAAUGGUAUUUAGGCUUACCUGAGGAAUUUUCAAGGGACCCUUUGGAAUUUCUUGGUAAUUAUGAGUGUUUUAGGAUUAUAGAAAUGGAAGUUGGAUUGAAAGGAUUGGCUGUUACUGAGAGUUAUUCUGAUGAUAACAAUGGGAAGAUUUUGUCUAUGCUGCAAAAGAAUGCAAUGAGGAGAUCUUUAUAUAAUGGAGGAGCUAACGAAUCGAUUGCAUUCCCUCUAUUUCCUUCUAAGGGAUUGAGGUUAAAGCAGAAGAUAAAAGAUUGGUUGGAUGAAUUUCAGAGGCUUCCAUAUGUUUCUCCAUAUGCCGAUUUCUCAGGUUUACGGCCGGAUAGCGAUUUAUCUGAGAAACGAGUGGUGGCAUUGCUUCACGAGUUACUGAGUCUAUUCGUGGAGCAUUCUGUCGAGAGGAAGAAGCUUUUGUGCCUGAGGAAGUAUUUAGGUUUGCCACAGAAAGUUCACAAGGCUUUUGAGAGACAUCCUGACAUAUUUUAUCUGUCACUAAAGAACAAGACUUGCACUGCUAUACUUAAAGAGGCUUAUCAAGAUAAAUCGACUAUAGAGCCACAUCCGCUGGCAAAUGUGAGAAAGAAGUAUAUUGCUCUGAUGAAUGAAUCAGACUUCAUUCUGAAAAAUCGAAGGGUGAAUAAUAGUCGGCCUUUUGAUCGUGCAAAUGUGUCUGUAAAAGACUUGGAUUCUUCGGAUGAUGAGCGACCUGAAAUGGCAGAGGCUUCACUCUAA